CCCGCGAGGGUCAACCGGUCACGCUGAGCCACCACCGGCCAAAACACCAACCCCAAUUCUCCCGUUCCAUUCUCACUUCGACGGCUUCGAUUCAUUCGAUUUCUUGCAUUGUCAUGGAUGCCCCUUUUCGAUGAAGAACAAACUCCAUCAUAAAUUCGAUCGAUUUGGAUGCCCCUUUUCGACCAGUGGUCGAAUUCGCAUCGUCGUGGGAGGGUCGUAGGUAAAAAAAAAAAAACCCUACUUUUAUUGGUUCCAAAAACCCUAGAUUUUGCUCUGUUGUUGAAAUCUCUGCGUGGAGACUCUCCAUCGGAGCGCACGAAACCCUAGGUUUCCUGGCCACCGGGUUUUGCGGUCAAGAAGCUAGAGGCGGAGAUGAUUUUCCUACUUCAAGCCCCUGCCAGGAGCGGGCGACUGACUCAUCUUCAUGAAGUUGGACAAGCACGAGAACAAGGAGCUUAUCAAGUAUGGGUUCCCCGAAGAUAGAACAGUCUGCAGCAGAUAUCAGGAAUCCUGAAUGGACAAAGGUUUCUCUCGAGGGUGUCAGAUCAUUAUAAAAAUAGAUGGUCUUGCAGAAAAAGAGGAAAGAAACGGAGAGGCUCGAAAGGAUAAACAGGCAGGGAUGAGGAGCUACAAGAGUUUGAUGUUCCAGAGAAGAUGAUGACAUCUAAUGAACAACUUACUUCCGCUAAUAAAUCCCUGCAAGAACUUGAAGAUGACACAACUUCAUGUGAGCAUCGGACAAGUUAUCUGAUGGUUGGUAAAGAUGGUCAAGCUUUCAAGAAUCUGCUUGGUGAUAAUGGUAAGAUAAAAUUGUGAUACAGGUUGCUACAGGACCUUUAUUCAAUUACAAAUGAUGUUACAUUGUGAAAUGCGAUAAAAAAAAGGAAUGGAACCAUAUAUCAGUUAUCCACAAAUGUAUCUCAUGAUAUGAAUGUUAUAUACUGCAAUUCAGUCUGCAAUUUGUACCUUAAUGUAAUGUUCAGUUUUCUAACUUAUAUUAAAUGUGAACUGCUGCAUCUUUGCCUCGUAUCCAGAAGUCAAUCUGAGCCUGCAUGUUGCUUGGGUUUGGGAAAAAAAAAUUCUAUAUGCUGACUGCAGAGAACAUACUGUGGCAAGACUUGGCCUCAUAUUGGCAUGCAGCAUUGUUAAUGUUCACAGGCAAGAAAAAAUUUAAUUGAAAUAGCAUGAGAACAGAGAUUUUUUGGAACAAUGGAAUGGGAGAUUGAAAGUCAGAUUCUUAGCCAACUCCAUCAUUUGAGUACUGCAACUUAAACAUUGUUGCAUUUUAUUUAGGAUUGAAUUUUACUUGGUGAUAUGUGGAGAUUACAAAUGUAAACUGCCAACCAGUCAGAUUAGAAGUGUGAAGAAAACCUAGUUAUGCUUUCCUUUCUAACCUGUAUGAUAGAGAUGAAGUUUUGGAUUGGUUCCUCGUUUAGAAGAUAUCAUUCAACGUGGAAAUAGCAGCUUCAACCUUGAUUUGUGUAGGGGGGAGUCCUCUGUCUUCAUUAAGGAUGCAGCAUCACUCGAGGCAUCGGCUUUAUCUUCUGGCAUAAAAACCAACUCUUUUGCCAUCACAAUCUUCUCAUGCAUACAAAUGGUGAAAGAGACCCGCCGUCGUGAUACCCAGAUCGAGCUGGCACGCGGUCUGCACUGGCCUAAUUCGCCACCGCUAGAGACCAAAAGCCACGUCUUUGCUUGAAUUAGAGAUAAUAGCAGUGACAACGCCAUGACUCGGCGGUCUUACCAGAGGAGAGACAGAGAAGAAGCCAGACUGGUUCUCCCCUCAUCGUGUCAGCAUACAUUAAAUAGCAGAAAUGAGCUCCGGGGAGAGAGAGAGAGAGAGCUCACAUCCAAAGCAUCCUUCUAUUUGGAUUAAUUCCGAAGCGAUAGAGAAGUAGAACGUAGAGACGACAAGGCUAAGAGCAGAAUGUUGGAAGGAAGGGCAAUAAUCCAGGACACAGACAUGCCUGUGAAGAUGCAGAUGCAAGCCAUGUCCUGUGCCUACGAAGCUCUUGACCUCUUUGAUGUCCUUGACUGCACGGGAAUAGCUGCUCACAUCAAAAAGGAAUUUGAUGUGAGGUAUGGCCCUGGAUGGCAAUGCGUGGUGGGAUCCAAGUUUGGGUGCUUCUUCACCCACAGAAAGGGCACCUUCGUCUACUUCUGCCUGGAGAGGCUCAACUUCCUCAUCUUCAAAAGACCUUCUGCUAUGUCAACUCCAACCACAAACGCAAAAUAGCUGUUCUGACCUUGUUCUAAUGGUUCCCAACUGUGACCUCCAUAUACAUUCUUCGGUUGUUCUUUGCUCUUUCUGACUCCUCAUACUUCGUCUAACGAAAUAUGGAACAUCUCCAUACUGAUCAACUCCAUGCUUGGCUUUCUGAUCCAAACUCUAUUAUGGUUUCUCUGUCUCAUGUUCUGAAGAUAAAAAGGAUGAACUUGUUCUUA
Molecule: messenger RNA, 2445 nt
Organism: Musa acuminata AAA Group (dessert banana)
Lineage: Eukaryota; Viridiplantae; Streptophyta; Magnoliopsida; Zingiberales; Musaceae
Exons: 4
Coding region: 1928-2236 (102 amino acids)
Biological process (GO): microtubule-based process
Cellular component (GO): cytoplasmic dynein complex
Molecular function (GO): dynein intermediate chain binding
Source: RefSeq, a predicted model, not a curated record